Messenger RNA from Phaeoacremonium minimum UCRPA7, 1587 nucleotides. RefSeq names its product putative gtp binding protein. NCBI's taxonomy places the organism in Eukaryota, Fungi, Ascomycota, Sordariomycetes, Togniniales, Togniniaceae. The record is from RefSeq and is a predicted model, not a curated record. Gene Ontology annotation, cellular component: septin ring; septin complex; microtubule cytoskeleton. The coding region runs from base 1 to 1587 and encodes 528 amino acids. Gene Ontology annotation, molecular function: GTPase activity; molecular adaptor activity; GTP binding. Gene Ontology annotation, biological process: cytoskeleton-dependent cytokinesis. The transcript is spliced from 4 exons.
AUGCGACCCCUUCCCGGCGAAGACGUCCACCCUGGACGUCCCACCCCGCGCGUCUCUGAUAACGACCUCCCCACUGCCUUCCAGCAUCCCUCCGGUCCGCAGAUGAGCUACUUUGUCGGCGACGAGUCCGCCAUAGAUGCUGCGAUGGAGCAGUCGUCUUGCCACUCCCACCGUGCUCGUGAGGCCCGAAAACACCAUGUCACCGACUCUACCGACUCCGGCGGGGGCUUAUCGGGCCUCGGCCGUGCCCGCGAUACGAGCGCCGCACCAAGCGGGAAGAGCCACAUCGAGACAGACAUGAGCUCCAUAGGCUCUGUGUCUCCGAGGUACCAGCACGCAGGGGCUUCUACAAUUGCUAGUCAGGCGGCAACUUCUCUACCCAUGACACCGGUCAUGCUCGGCGCCUCUGGCCCCGCCUCGGCGUUUAGUGAGAGCUCGUCACGGAGGAACUCCCUGUCCGGCUCGUUAUCCGAGGAGCUUGGGAGUCAAGCUCUGAGCAUCAAUGAAGAUCUAGAACCAGAGCCGUCGGCAAGCAUGAUGGACAGUGGUAGUGCUCCGCAGCUCAUCAUGCCGAGCAUCAAGAUGCCCAGUCGUCGGCCGUUCACGGAGGAAGGUAAGAGACUAGGGAGGCUCAAGGUGCUGAUCGCUGGUGACUCUGGCAUCGGCAAGACCUCCCUUGUGAAAGCUAUCGUGCAAUCAUGCGAGCAUAUCGUCCACGUGGACCCGAUCGCCCCUCAACAGAUGUCACUUGUCCCUCGUUCAAACUCGCGCAAGAGUAGAUCAAGGUCUUCCCGACCGGAGAACAUCACAGCCCAGAUAACCGAGAUAUAUGCAAGCACAAAACCGUACCCCGAGUGGUGGUCGGACUUGGAUGACUUCCGCGUUCUCGCCAGGAGGAAGAGCUUGGGCGAUACCGUUUUAGACAGGAACAUUUGCUUUGUUGAUACCCCUGGAUAUGGACACGCUUCCUCUUGCAUGGAGGCCAUCUCACCGGUUGUUCAAUAUGUUGAAUCGCAUUUCGAGCGAGUGUAUUCCAAUGCGUCAAGUGAUGCGGAGAUGCUAAACAUGCUUGGUGGUGAUGGAGGCUCGCAGGUGGACGUUGUCUUUUAUAUCAUAAGGAACACUGAUCACACCCUGCGAGAGGAGCGGCUGGCCCAAGUCAGACUGGCCAACUGGGCUUCUGAGCUCCAACGCAGUCUAGCGAAUGAGCGCUCUCGAUAUGAGCAACUUGCGCGUAGCGAGAGGGCCAUCUGGCUGACGGAGAAGCUCAACGAGUGCGUUCAGGAUGGAACACUGGUUGCAGUGGGCAAACGUAGCCCUAGCAACUCGCCUAUGCGCGAGAAGAUCAGGAGAAAGCUGGCAGGCGACCGCAUGCACUCAAGCACGACGAUGCGGCAUCAAGAUCCACUGGGCUUGCUUGAAGUCGCGGCAGAGCUGAAAUCCAAGGGCUGGGUGGCCUUGGAGCUGCUAGGGAGCCUGAGCGUCCUUGGUGGGCUCGCAUUUUGGAUGGCCAAGCAUUACUUCCACUUCCAAGCCUAUGACUAUGUCGUCGGAGAGUGGUACAGGUGGUGGUACGGAGAUCGUUGA